CAGGGAUAAUCGAGACUCAAGCAUGGCCGUUUCCCUGCAAGUAGAGGAUAUUGAACGGGCGGUUUUGGCGGGUGUGCGGGCUGCACUUCAAGGGGUAGUUCAACCGGUACCGUCCCCAUCAUUAACGGUCACCGCACCACACAGUAACCCACAGGCACUUCCAGCGGCGCCCACCAGCACGUCCAGCUUUGCCACCACGGUCGCAUCAGUGAGAUCAGAGGGGAGUGCCAUAAUUUCUAAGGAGGACAUCGAAGGUUUGUUGCUGCUGGGAACAACACUUUCCGAAGUUGCUUCAGUCCUGCGGAUCUCCAGACCAACAUUAUACAAGCUGAUGCGGGAAUACAACAUAAGACGAACAAAGUUUUCAAACAUUUCUGAUGAAGAACUGGAUGUAACAAUAAGUGAGAUCAAGGCAGAACAUCCUCAUGUAGGAGAAGUUAUGCUUAAUGGACAUUUGCGUGCAAGAAACAUUCUAGUGCAGAGACGUCGUCUCAGAGACUCUGUAAGAAGGGUUGACAGAGCUGGCGUUGAGUCCAGAAGAACAACAACAAUACAAAGACGAGUUUAUACUGUGCCUUUUCCAAACUAUAUUUGGCACAUAGAUGGCAAUCACAAACUCAUUCGAUGGAAAUUAGUUGUACAUUGUGCAAUGGAUGGUUACAGUAAGAUGUUAACGUUUCUGCAGUGCUCAGCAACAAUCGAGCUGAAACUCAGUCAUCAGUGCACAUGGUCGGCCUUUUCACAUCCAAACUGAUCAUGGAGGGGAGAAUGUCAAGAUCUGUGAACACAUGA
Molecule: messenger RNA, 792 nt
Organism: Epinephelus lanceolatus (giant grouper)
Lineage: Eukaryota; Metazoa; Chordata; Actinopteri; Perciformes; Serranidae
Source: RefSeq, a predicted model, not a curated record